ACCAGCUGGUGGCGGAAAUGCACCAAGUUGUUGUUCGCCAUCCACCAACGAAGAAGAAGCAGCAGCGCUAGCAUCGUUAGCUUCGCUGUGUGGAGGUGUGUGAGCGGAGUGUGUGAGUGUGUUUCAGCAACAAUGUCUUCAGUUCAGCAUCUGAGAGAGUUUAUCAGCGCGCGACUAACUGCUGCUGCUGAAGAAAUAUUCACAGAGUUUGAAAAAACCAUCGUCCAGUACGAAGAAGAGAUCGAUCGUCAGCGCAGACUGCUGGAUGUCACCUGGAAACCUCACUUAAACCUGAACACAGACCUGUCGCAGCAACAUGACUGUAGGGAGGAAGAGGAGGCUCUCCGCGGGAAGCAGGACACCUCCAUUCUGGACCAGGAGGAACCAGAACCUCCACAGAUUAAAUGGGAGCAGGAAGAAGGCUGCAGCAAUCUGGAGGAGGAGCAGCUCGUUCUGAAGGAGGAGACUGAUGCCUUUAUGGUAACGGUGGAUUAUGAUGAAACCCAGCCAGAACCAGACCAAGAACAUCUCCUCUUUCAGACCUCUCCUCUGACCAAGAGCCGGGAUCAGGAAAGAAUCCAGCCAGAAGCUUCGGGAUCAGCUACGAGUGGAGAACCAGAGAACAAAAGGGAUGACAGGGACACGCCUCCCGUGUCAGAGAGUCAAGGUAGCGCAGGUAAAAAGCCGGUCAAGUGUGACUUCUGUGGAAAAGACUUUAAGUACAGAUACCUGAUGAGGAUUCAUCAGCGCGUUCACACAGGGGAGAAGCCCUACUCCUGUCAGAUGUGUGAUAAAAGCUUUUCCCAGCUCAGUAAUUUCAGUCACCACAUGAGAAUCCACACAGGUGAGAAGCCUUACACCUGCAACAUCUGUGGGAGGAGUUUCAGUCAGAGUGGAACCUUGACAGCCCACCUGAGAACUCAUACAGGAGAGAGGCCGUAUCCCUGCGAGAUAUGCGGGAAAAGUUUCCAACGCAGCGACGACCUGUUGAAUCACAUCAGAAUUCACUCGGGCGAGAAGCCGUAUUCCUGCAAGAUGUGUGAGAAGAGCUUCAACAAGAGGUGCAACCUGACAGUGCACAUGAGGAUCCACACGGGCGAGCGGCCAUAUUCCUGCCAGACCUGCGGCCAGAGCUUCAAGAGGAGCGACGACCUGCUGAGCCACACCAGGAACCACACCGGCGAGAAGCCUCAUGCCUGCACCACAUGCGGGAAGAGCUUCACGCGGGGCUAUCAUCUCACCGCCCACAUGAGGACUCAUACAGGAGAAAAGCCGUACACCUGCAACACCUGUGGCAGGUGCUUCUCUGAAAACCGCAUUUUGACUGCACACAUGAGAACCCACACAGGUGAGCGGCCAUAUGCCUGUAAGACAUGUGGGAGGCGUUUCAGCCAGAGCGGAAACUUAACCGUCCACAUGAAAACUCAUGAAGGCGAGAAACCCGCGAGCAGCAGCAUGUAAGAGCACGCUGGAGCAUCACACCAGUCCUACGUCAUCCCGUAGCAAUACUGAUCUGUGGGAAGGGACUGGGUCUUGGAUGUGGGGAGGGAUCAGGUCUCGGAUGUGGGAAGAGAUCAGGUCUUGGA
Molecule: messenger RNA, 1586 nt
Organism: Melanotaenia boesemani (Boeseman's rainbowfish)
Lineage: Eukaryota; Metazoa; Chordata; Actinopteri; Atheriniformes; Melanotaeniidae
Product: zinc finger and SCAN domain-containing protein 2-like
Exons: 2
Coding region: 133-1461 (442 amino acids)
Biological process (GO): central nervous system development; regulation of transcription by RNA polymerase II
Cellular component (GO): nucleus
Molecular function (GO): RNA polymerase II cis-regulatory region sequence-specific DNA binding; DNA-binding transcription factor activity, RNA polymerase II-specific
Source: RefSeq, a predicted model, not a curated record